Ipomoea triloba (trilobed morning glory) is the source of this 768-nucleotide messenger RNA. RefSeq names its product pollen-specific leucine-rich repeat extensin-like protein 4. The coding region runs from base 1 to 768 and encodes 255 amino acids. The transcript has a single exon. The record is from RefSeq and is a predicted model, not a curated record. Lineage: Eukaryota; Viridiplantae; Streptophyta; Magnoliopsida; Solanales; Convolvulaceae.
AUGAAGUUGGAAUACCAACUUCAUUUGUUUGCAUUCUUUCUCCUAUUUGUACUUAUUUCAUCAUCACCUACAAAUCAAAAUCAACAUCAUAAUGAUUUUGAUAUGAGAUAUGAGGUUGUGAAGAGAUUGGUUCCUAAGGGUCCAGAUCCUAUCCAACCACCCUCAUCAAUAUCAACAGAUGAUUUCCAUAUGAGAUAUGGGGCAGUGAAGAGAAAAGUUCCUAGUGGUCCAGACCCUAUCGUAUCACCCGCACCACCCUCAGAUGAUUUUAAUAUGAGAUAUGGGGCAGUGAAGAGAAAAGUUCCUAGUGGUCCAGACCCUAUCGUAUCACCCGCACCACCCUCAGAUGAUUUUCAUAUGAGAUAUGGGGCAGUGAAGAGAAAAGUUCCUAGUGGUCCAGACCCUAUCGUAUCACCCGCAAGAAAAGUUCCUAGUGGUCCAGACCCUAUCGUAUCACCCGCACCACCCUUAGAUGAUUUUCAUAUGAGAUAUGGGGCAGUGAAGAGAAAAGUUCCUAGUGGUCCAGACCCUAUCGUAUCACCCGCACCAAAAGUUCCUAGUGGUCCAGACCCUAUCGUAUCACCCGCACCACCCUCGGAUGAUUUUCAUAUGAGAUAUGGGGCAGUGAAGAGAAAAGUUCCUAGUGUUCCAGACCCUAUCGUAUCACCCUCACCACCCUCAGAUGAUUUUCAUAUGAGAUAUGGCGCAGUGAAGAGAAAAGUUCCUAGUGGUCCAGACCCUAUCGUAUCACCCUCAUCACCCUGGUGA